AGGUUUUAUGGUGGUUGCCGCUGGAGUGCACAAGAAGCAGAAGCUAAAAGAAAACUGUGAUUUCUGGGAGGAUUCAGCCUCUCUUUCAGCUUCCUCUCACAGUUGGUCAUCAUCAUGGCUUCUUCGAACAGGCACUGGCCCAGCAUGUUCAAGUCUAAGCCCUGCAACUCGCAUCAUCACCAGUGGCAGCAUGACAUAAUUUCGGCUUGCCAGAAGCAACCCUAUUCAUCAGUGGGAGGUGAAGAAAGAAGCCCAGAGCCAAAACCCAGAUGGAACCCGAAGCCAGAGCAGAUAAGGAUACUGGAGGCCAUCUUCAACUCUGGAAUGGUAAAUCCACCAAGGGAUGAGAUAAGGAAGAUCAGAGCUCAGCUGCAAGAGUAUGGUCAAGUAGGUGACGCCAAUGUUUUCUACUGGUUCCAAAAUCGCAAGUCCAGAAGCAAACACAAACAGCGCCAUCUUUCAGGAAAAACUCAUCUCUCAACCCCCACCAGCACUUCUAUGGCUGCAACACCACCACCUCAAAUGAACACCAUCACUGCAACUGCUACUGCAGCCGCUACAGCGGCCACCACUACCAACACCGCCACCGUCACCACCACCACCACCACCACCACCAAUUCAUCCUCUUCCUCUGAAAGGACGUCAUCAAGUGCAUACCUUAACGCCAUGGAGUCUGUUAAUUCUCCAUCCACUCCUACUGCUUCCGUUAAUCAAGCCGGAUUUUACCAACCAGCACUGCACCAAUUCCCUCUUCACGACCCACGAUCCUUCUUUUUUCAGAACAGUGCUCCAUUUCCCUCCCUCUCUGCGCCCUCUUCUCUUUCUGAAUUAUCAAGCAUGGUGCAACUCCAUGAGCAGCUGAAACAGGACGAAAGGCUGAAUGUUGUUGUAGGAAGCCCUCACCAGAAUUACGCCAUUGCUCCAUUACUGCAAGAUUUGGGCGGUUCUGCCUCCAGCUCUGCAAGACUGACGGUGUUUAUUAAUGAUCUUGCAUUCGAAGUGGCGCCGAUGCCUGUAAAUGUAAGGGAAGCUUUUGGGGAGGAAGCUGUGCUGCUUCAUUCCUCCGGACAGCCGGUGAUGACUGAUGAAUUUGGUGUCACAUUGCAGCCGUUGCAAAAUGGCGCUUUCUACUACCUGGUAUAAGUAUAUAUAGAUGCUGACUUAACGUGAACUGUGGAGCUCAUCAGUUAGUGGUAGUGCAGCGCUUUGAUCUCCUUUCUGUUUCUCAUUUUGCUUCUAUUUCCUCAUUUGGUGUCACUUUUGUAAGGUGAAAUUUUAGAUCCCCUUUCGUGUGUUGGGCAGUCCUGGCACUUGAAUUACAUCGUUGG
This is a messenger RNA of Nymphaea colorata (pocket water lily), 1328 nucleotides long. Its product is annotated as WUSCHEL-related homeobox 8-like. The coding region runs from base 115 to 1143 and encodes 342 amino acids. The transcript is spliced from 4 exons. Gene Ontology annotation, biological process: regulation of developmental process. NCBI's taxonomy places the organism in Eukaryota, Viridiplantae, Streptophyta, Magnoliopsida, Nymphaeales, Nymphaeaceae. The record is from RefSeq and is a predicted model, not a curated record. Gene Ontology annotation, molecular function: DNA binding; DNA-binding transcription factor activity.